Adineta steineri is the source of this 744-nucleotide messenger RNA. NCBI's taxonomy places the organism in Eukaryota, Metazoa, Rotifera, Eurotatoria, Adinetida, Adinetidae. The record is from the annotation of a GenBank genome assembly.
AUGUCUUCAACAACAACAACGAAUACGUAUAUUAAAUUGGAUUAUAUACAACCAUCUUCAUCACAAACAUAUGAUUCGAGUCAAAGUCCAUUAGCACUUUUAGCUCAAACAUGUUCAAGUAUUGGUAAAGAUUCAUCAUCCCCAAUUGUAAAUUCAACUCCAUCUAUAAUAACAUCACUCGUCACAAAAUCUUCGUCCAAUAUAUCAAAUUUCGAUAAAUCAUUAUCAUCAACAAAACGUUUAGUACCUUCACAGAUAAAUCAAACAAAUAAAAAAUCAACUCUUCCAUUAAAAUCUCCUACUAUUUCUUCAACAAAUCAAUCAAAUUAUUUUUCAUCAUUAACUGAUCCAACAAGUUCAGUUGCAUCAUUACUUCUUCGUUCGUCACUUGCUUAUCUAGCUUCACAACAACAUUCAUAUUCAACAUCAUGUACAAUGCCAGGAUGUUUACAAUGUGAAACAACUCGUUAUAUACUUUCAAAUUCAAUAGAUAAUCAACCUUAUAUUUGUCAUUGGUAUUCAUGUAAUGCAAGAUUUUCUUCCAAUCAUGAUUUAAUCGAACAUAUUCGAUAUAAUCAUAGUUUAUCAAAAAAGUCUGAUCAUUAUCGUUUUCAUCCAUAUUUAAGAUCAUUGAAAAUGACAAAUAACAAUGAUCAGUUACCAUAUUUUUAUCCACACUUGUCUUUGUCGCCAAUGACAGAAACGACAAAACGUACAAAUAUUAAUCCAAACAACAAUAAUUAA